This is a messenger RNA of Alternaria metachromatica, 927 nucleotides long. RefSeq lists its product as uncharacterized. The coding region runs from base 1 to 927 and encodes 308 amino acids. The transcript has a single exon. NCBI's taxonomy places the organism in Eukaryota, Fungi, Ascomycota, Dothideomycetes, Pleosporales, Pleosporaceae. The record is from RefSeq and is a predicted model, not a curated record. Gene Ontology annotation, molecular function: protein binding.
AUGGGCUAUCAGCAUCCUCCAGCCUCUAUCGCAGAGGAUGACUCCAUCUUUGUGGCAGUCCCUUCAACAGACGACAAGGUGAUCGACGUGUAUAGCUUCCCUGGUGAGCUACUCAAGGUCAGGAUCCCACAGAUACGGACCGUCGAAACAGGCAUGGUUAUGGCCGUGAAAUUUGUUCGCAAUAGAGCCCCCCAGAGACUUAUCCUGCUCGCAGGGUAUGAAGGCGGAGUCACUGCAGCAUUCAAGCUGGCUGACGAACACCCCGACACGAGCGUAGGAACCGCCCAGCUUGUUUACCUUAGUCAACCCCAUUCUCAGCCGAUUCUGUCGAUGGACGCUUCGCCAGAGGGCGACUUUUAUUACACAUCCUCGGCAGAUGCUGUAAUAGCCAAGCAUCAGAUACCGGAGUUGCCAUCCAUUCCGGGUAAAGAAGACAAUAACCCACCCGUACCGUCUUCAGAUCUAUUCACAAAGCAAACUGGUGAUCAGCUGAGCUCCAAGACAGCGGCACCCAGCGGUCUAUCUUCACUGCUUUCGUCGGCCGCACCGCUACCGAAGUUCAAGCCUGCUCCGCCAGUCCAGAAAGUGGUCAGCCUACAAGCCCCGUACAAAAUAAGAGACACCAAACACGCAGGUCAACAGUCGCUCCGUGUCCGCUCGGAUGGCAGGCUUCUGGUUACCGGUGGUUGGGACUCACGGAUCCGCAUAUACAGCACCAAGACGCUCAAGGAAGUUGCCGUGCUAAAGUGGCACAAGGAAGGAGUCUACUCCACUGCAUUCGGUGAGAUUCUUGCACAAGAUGAGAUAGGAUGCGGGGAUGGAGCUAUCAACAAGCGGCAAAGAGACCGUGAGGAGCAGUCGAAGCUUAAACACUGGGUCGCUGCAGGAGCCAAGGACGGGAAAGUCAGUUUAUGGGAGGUGUUCUGA